Messenger RNA from Papaver somniferum (opium poppy), 2979 nucleotides. Its product is annotated as endoplasmic reticulum metallopeptidase 1-like. The coding region runs from base 85 to 2847 and encodes 920 amino acids. Gene Ontology annotation, molecular function: metalloexopeptidase activity. NCBI's taxonomy places the organism in Eukaryota, Viridiplantae, Streptophyta, Magnoliopsida, Ranunculales, Papaveraceae. The transcript has 13 exons. Gene Ontology annotation, biological process: proteolysis. The record is from RefSeq and is a predicted model, not a curated record.
UCAGGAGUACUACAUCAAUUCUUCAAGUUCGACCAGUUUAAUAAUACUAAAAACAGUCGAGUUCUUAGGUUCCAAAAUCCAACAAUGGCUCCUCGAAAAAAACCCAAUUCUUCAUCAAAAACAUCAACUGAAAGCAAAGAGAACGCUGAUUUACCAUCAAAAAGCAUCGAUGAUAAGAUUAAAGUUAAAUCGAAAACAGAAAGUCUUCCAUACAAAAGAUCAUCACUUGUAUGGAUAUCAUUGCUCUGUGUAUUCAUAUAUAGUUCAUGGGCAGUUCAUCAUUAUCAAUUUGAUGUAUUACCUAGACCACUUAGUCUUAAACAAGCUGGUAAAAGAGGGUUUUCUGAAGAACUGGCAAUCAAACAUUUAAAGUCUUUAGCUGAUUUUGGUCCUCAUCCUGUUGGUUCUGAUGCUCUUGAUCUUGCUCUACAGUAUGUUUUGGCAGAAACAGAAAAGAUUAAGAAGUUGGCUCAUUGGGAGGUUGAAGUGCAAGUGGAUUUGUUCCACGUAGAAUCUGGUUCAAAUAAUGAUCUUAAAAAAGGAUUGUUCAUAGGGAGAACACUUGUGUAUGCAGAUUUGAAACAUGUAGUGGUGAGAAUCUUGCCUAAGUAUUCAUCUGAAGCAGAAGAAAACGCGAUUUUGGUUUCUUCGCAUAUCGACACUGUUUACUCAACGGGAGGAGCUGGGGACUGCAGUUCCUGUGUGGGUGUUAUGUUGGAGCUUGCUCGAGGAGUUUCUCAAUGGGGUGGAUUUAAGAAUGCUAUUAUAUUUCUGUUCAACACCGGGGAGGAAGAGGGCCUUAAUGGUGCUCAUAGCUUUAUAACUCAGCAUCCUUGGAGUAGUAGCAUUCGUUUGGCUGUUGACUUGGAGGCCAUGGGAAUUGGAGGGAAAUCCAGCAUAUUUCAGACUGGUCCUGAUCCAUGGGCUAUUGAAAGCUUUGCCAAGGUAGCCAAGUAUCCAGCUGCACAAAUCAUUGCACAGGAUCUCUUUAAUUCUGGGGUGAUUAAGUCUUCAACAGACUUCCAAAUCUACCAAGAAGUUGCUGGUCUCCCUGGGCUCGAUUUUGCAUUCACAGAUAAUGGUGCUGUAUACCAUACUAAGAAUGACAAAAUAGAGCUUCUCAGACCUGGUUCCCUUCAACACCUUGGGGAGAAUAUGCUUGCCUUUCUACUUGAGACUGCUGGGUCAUCUAAUAUUCCAAAAGAGAAGACUGUGAAAAUUGGGAAAGAUACAAGGGAAGAUCAGGCUGUAUUUUUUGACAUUCUGGGUUCGUACAUGGUUGUGUACCGUCAACGUCUAGCAACUAUGCUACAAAAUUCAGUGGUAUUGCAGUCAAUUCUAAUAUGGGCAACAUCUGUAUCUAUGGGUGGUUAUCCCGCUGCUGGAUCUCUGGGAUUAUCAUUAUUAAGUGUUCUUCUCAUGUGGGUAUUCUCACUGAGCUUUUCUCUUCUUGUCGCGUUUGUUCUACCUCUUAUCUGUUCAUCACCAGCACCCUACAUUGCCAACCCCUGGGUAGUUAUUGGUUUGUUUGCUGCACCAGCUGUUCUUGGGGCACUAACUGGUCAACAUAUCGGGUAUCUUUUGCUUGUUAAGUUUUUAAAGAAUGCUUCUACAAAGAGAGAGAAGAAUACAUCAUCUGUUGUUCAAGCUGAUAGAAUUAAUUUAGAAGCCGAGAGAUGGAUAUAUAAAUCUGGAUUCCUGCAGUGGCUUCUUAUUCUGAUGGCAGGAAACUUUUAUAAAAUUGGAUCUUCCUAUAUCGCGUUUCUUUGGUUAGUCUCUCCUGCUUUUGCAUUUGGCUUCCUUGAAGCAACAUUAACUAAAGCACGAUCCCCGAAGCCUUUAAAAAUUGCAACCUUGGUGCUGGGUUCGGCUCUGCCGGUUUUAAUUUCUUCUGGAACGUUUAUUCGGUUGACAGGGACAAUAACUGGGAUGAUAGUUCGACUGGAAAGGAACCCUGGCAACACACCUGAGUGGUUAGGAAAUGUAAUGGUUGCGGUCUUUGUUGCAACAGUUGUCUGCCUAACUCUAGUGUAUCUUCUUUCAUAUUUUCACCUUUCAGGUCCAAAAAGGUCGGUAGUAUUUGCAUCAUUUGCUCUAUUUGGCCUCACACUCGCUGGGGUUUUGUCUGGUACCAUUCCUCCAUUUUCUGAAGAUGUUGCUCGAACUGUUAAUGUAGUGCAUGUUGUGGAGUCAACGGGAACACAUGGAGAUACCCCCCCACAGAACUCGUAUAUUUCCAUGUUUUCUCAGACUCCUGGCAAGUUGGUCAAGGAACUUGAACAUCUAAAUGAUGAGGGAUUUGUUUGUGGAAAAGAUAAGGUGACUGAUUUUGUUGCUUUUACCGUCAACUAUGGUUGCUGGAGUUCCAAGGACACUGAAAGUGGUUGGAGUGAGUCAGAAAUCCCCACAAUAAAAGCUAAAAACGAUAGGGUGAAAGAUGAGACUGUAACAGAGGUUUCAAUCGAUACAAAAUUGUCUACACGAUGGAUUCUUGCAAUCAAUACCAAGGAAAUUGAUGACUUCAAAAUUGAAGCAAAUUCAAAAGAGUUGGUUCAGAUUGGCAACAGUGGAGGUGUUGAUGGCUGGCACAUCAUUCAGUUCUCAGGAGGGAAGAAUUCUCCUACGAAGUUUGAUUUUACUCUCUUUUGGUCCCAUAAUUCUACACGGUCAACUCAAACCAAAGGGGAUCGCAAAAGUCCUCUGUUGAAACUACGAACUGAUGUGGAUAGAUGGACACCUAAAGCUGAAAGAGUUCUUAUUAAGUUGCCUAAGUGGUGUUCCUUGUUCGGAAAAUCCACAUCCCCUCAGGGCUUAGCUUUCUUAACUAGUCUUCCACUUGAUUUCUAGUUGCUUAAAAUGUCAGUAAAUAUCGUUUUUGUGUUAUUUACGGCAUCUCUUUAAUUCUUACUGUCAGUAAUUAUCUGUAAUAUAAAGCACACGUAAUCAAUGAAUAAUCAACUUUGUUUGUUUUUUUUUAGC